Cydia pomonella (codling moth) is the source of this 3568-nucleotide messenger RNA. It is a transcript of the gene Txl, whose product is annotated as thioredoxin-like protein 1. The transcript is spliced from 6 exons. The record is from RefSeq and is a predicted model, not a curated record. Lineage: Eukaryota; Metazoa; Arthropoda; Insecta; Lepidoptera; Tortricidae. Bases 81 to 941 code for a protein of 286 amino acids.
GUCAACCAUUUUGAAGUAUCAUUCCCUGAUUGUUGUCGUUCGAAGUCGGGCGCUUGCUUCUGAUUAUAUUUAUAUAAAUUAUGGGUCUAGCUACAGUAAUUGAGAAUGAGGGUCAUUUCCAACACGAAAUGGCCAACGCCGGCACGAAGCUGGUUGUCGUGGACUUCACGGCGACUUGGUGUCCUCCUUGCCAGAGGAUCGCGCCUUUCUUUGAGCAACUGCCAGCGAAGUUCCCUAGGGCGGUGUUCCUAAAGGUGGACGUAGACCGCUGUGCAGAGACGGCGGCCGCGCAAGGCAUCAGCGCUAUGCCUACUUUCGUUUUUUACAGAAAUAGAACAAAGAUUGACCGGCUACAGGGGGCUGACCCGGCGACUUUGGAGAGCAAAGUGAGACACUACUAUGGAUCUGACGAUGCUGGUGACGAGGACAAUGCAGUUGCCGGCCAUAUGGACCUCGGAACUUUCAUCACCAAGAGUGAAUGCGAGUGCCUCAACGAGGCCGACGAGCACCCGCUGGCGCACGCCCUGACCAGCGGCGGCGGCUACCUCGCCAGCGACUGUGAUGAGCAGCUCAUCAUUAACAUUGCUUUCAACCAGUUGGUGAAGCUGCACUCUGUGAAGAUCAAGGGUCCCGCUGACAAGGGCCCCAAGUCCGUGAAGCUGUUCAUCAACCAGCCGCGCACGUUGGACUUCGACCAGGCCUCUGGGAACACCUCCGUGCAGGACUUGGAGCUCACUCCAAACGACGUGGAAGGCAACCCGAUCCCCCUCAAGUUCGUAAAGUUCCAAAGCGUCCAGAACAUCCAGCUGUUCAUCAAAGACAACCAGUCUGGCGGCGACGUGACGCAGAUCGACCACCUGGCGUUCUAUGGCACGCCGGUCGCCACUACCAACAUGGGCGAGUUCAAGCGCGUCGCCGGCAAGAAGGGCGAGGGGCAUUAAUGGCUGGGCUGGAGCUUAGGGUGAUACUACUUGGCAGGCUUUAAAUGUGAUUAUAUUCAUAAAACUGCUUCUAAUAAACUCAAAUAUGACAAUUUAAUAGGGAUCUUUCCUGACAUAUCGGUACAGUAUCACUAAAGAGGAUUUGAAAUAGGUGGGUGUCAACUUUGUAGCCGGAGUAAAAUUACUACCAUCUUUAGAAACACGAUUAAAACUUUUAAAACGUAAUUUGACUUUGAUCCUUAUCCUUAUCAUAUGUGUUCAAUUUGUUAAAUAUCAAAAAGUGGCGCCAUCUUACCGGGCAUUACCUAAAGGUUAUGGCGCCAUUUGAUCGAAACAAUGCUGAUAUACCUUUGGCCUUUGAUUUAUUAGAUUUAAACUCGAAGCUAGUACAUAGUGGUAUCAAUAGAUCAAAGGCCAAAGGUAUGGCGGCAUCGUUUCGAGCGAUGGCGCCACAACCUUUAGCCGAUGCCCGGUAAGAUGGCGCCACUUUUUGAUAAAGAUAAAGAUAGUUUAUUAUUCAAGUAGGCAUAUUACAAUGCGCUUAUGAACGUCAAAUAUUGAACUUUAACACAUAUCAGUGAAAGAAUAGGAUCAAAGUCAAAUGGUUUCUAAAAGUUUUAAUCAUGUGUCUAAAAAUGGCAGUAAAUUUACUCUGGCUACAAAGUUUUCUUUGAAAAUCAAACACUAUUUCAAAUUUUCUUUGGUAUUUCUUUUUUUAUACGCAGAUUUUUUACUGAUUGGUGAGGAUCAGGGAUGUCACGAAUGCCGCAUUUUUUACAUUCGCGAAUGUGAAUGCGAAUCAAAAUGUUAGGGAAUAUUUAGUUGUUAUUAUCAUUCCUAAUUAGAAAAAAAUCUGUUAGUACAUAAACCAUAUAUUCCCUUAGAACGGGAUGUUAUAGUGUUGAGAAAUGAUGUCUACAGUUCUAAAUGCAUUACUUGAAAACAGUUUGCGAACACUGUCUAUACGCGAGUCGACGAGACAGGACACGACUUGCGCACAUGCAUUCGCAAAACAUUAGCUUCAUUUGAUGGGAAUGCGAAUAUCGAUGCGAAUGUUUAAAAUAAUGCGAAUAUUCGUCACAUUCAUAGUGUGGAUGCACGAGAGCGGAACGUAUCUCUCUGCCAGUAAGUUAUCAAUACUUUCGUCGCAUCAAUCCCUAAUAGCCAAGUCGGGAAGGAACCUUAGACCAAAAUAAUCAUGAAAUACUGCCUCACUAAGCACAAGACCUGCAACUCUGUACUUCAUAAGUAAUAGUUGCUGAUUUUUUAAACGCGUUUUUCAAGAUUGUUCAUAUAUUUUUUUCUAAUGCUAAAAAAUGAAAUAUACAAUUGAAAGAUAUUUCAAAAUGAGUUAUUGUUCUUAUACUUAGUGCGGCAGAAUAGUAUUGAAGACUAUGAAUAAAUUAAGAUUUUUAUGGGUAUAGUAUUUAAUGUCUAUAAUCAAGCUAAAGUAACUGCUGGUUAGUACCACACCUCGGUACGCAACACAAGGGUGUACAAACUUUAAAAUCAUAUUGUAAUACAUGAACGAAAGAUGCAAGUGUUGUCUCUAGCACCGUUGACUCAUAGAACCAGUCUCCAUUGAUCUUAAAACACACUUUAGUGUUAUUAUUAUCAGCGUUGACCGAACGUUAAUUAGAAUUGACAAAUUGAACCGUACCAAACGGUUACAGUAUCGGUUCAAUUUGUAAUGGUUACUGGUCAAUUCUAAUUAACGUUUGGCCAACACUAAUUAUUAUAUAUCAGUUGCUGAAGAUUGCAGACCCUUGAUUUUCUGUGCAAUGAUGAAAGUUAUUAUUCAUAAUAUUAUUUAAUUUUAUAAUGAAAAUUGUGUUUUAAGCGCUUAUGCUUAAAUAUUCUCAUAUAUUUGAAUACCAUGUAAGCUACCGUAGCAAAAUAAUUGAUCUUAUUGAUAGUUGGCCUAGUGGGUAGUGACCCUGCCUAUGAAGCUGAUGGUCCUGGGUUCGAAUCCCGGUGAGGGCAUGUAUUUGUGUGAUGAGCACAGGUAUUUGUUCCCGAGUCAUGGAUGUGUUCUAUGUAUUCUAGCCUUCUUGAGCUUAUCGUGGAACUUAGUUAAUUUGUGUAAGAAUGUCCCUAUAAUAAUAUUUAUUUAUUCUAAUAAUUGACCGAAGUUAUCGUCAAAGCGCCCACCAUUUUAGGGUAAAUCUAGUUGAAAAAUUGUCGCAAUUAAAUAAAUUCUACUUUUAUUAUUAUAUGAAAGGUCCUGUUGGGCCACGAGGUAAUGGAUCCUCUACACUCCAAAAUCGAAACUGAAUGAGGAAUAUUGUAUCCUAAUCAAAUAUCGCAGUAAAUCGGAAUCUAAAGUAAAAUAAGUCAUGUCUAUCGUGAACGAAAACGUGUGGUCUAAAGUUUAGUACCCUGAUGUGUUGCGCAGCUGGUCCAGAGCCAAGCUUUCCAAUUAUUACAUAUUUCCCAAACUGUCUAAUAUAGUAAACACUGAAUGUAAUAUAUUUUGUGACAUGAUUAUAAUUAUUUAAAUGGAUUUAAUUGGAACAUUAGGUAUUCACGAUAAUUUGUAAGCGUAAGGGUCAUCGAGGUCCGCAAAAUGGUUCUGGAAUUUCAGACUUUGCAUAUGCAAUAAUUCAAUAAAUAAAGAUUAUAUUUUA